Molecule: messenger RNA, 1035 nt
Organism: Lodderomyces oxycetoniae
Lineage: Eukaryota; Fungi; Ascomycota; Pichiomycetes; Serinales; Debaryomycetaceae
Gene: HST2
Product: histone deacetylase
Exons: 1
Coding region: 1-1035 (344 amino acids)
Cellular component (GO): nucleus
Molecular function (GO): NAD+ binding; histone deacetylase activity, NAD-dependent
Source: RefSeq, a predicted model, not a curated record
AUGGUAGAUCUCGAUUUGAAAUUGAAACCAGUGGCUGAUGCUAUUAAAGAUGGUAAGAAGGUAACGUUUUUUAAUGGCGCAGGGAUAUCUACUUCCGCAGGGAUUCCCGAUUUUAGAAGCCCCGAAACCGGGUUAUAUUCACAAUUGGCUAAACUUGACCUUCCCUUUGCCGAAGCUGUUUUUGAUAUUGAUUAUUUCAAAGAAAAUCCUAAACCAUUUUAUACACUAGCACAUGAAUUAUACCCUGGUAAGUUUCCUCCUACAAAGUUUCACCACUUUAUCAAGUUGGUUCAAGACCGUGGUCAGUUGAAGAGGGUGUACACACAGAAUAUCGAUACUUUGGAACGUCUUGCAGGAGUUAAAGAUGAAUACAUUGUCGAAGCACAUGGUUCGUUUGCCAAAAACCAUUGUGUAGAGUGUUUUGAAGAAAUGAGCAUUUCAACACUAGAGCAGCACAUGAAGGACGAGAAAAAGAAUGGGAUACCUACAUGCGAAAAAUGCCAAGGGUACGUGAAGCCAAAUAUAGUGUUUUUUGGUGAGGGCUUACCGGCAAAGUUUUUUGAAACUUGGAAAAAGGAUCGUGACCAAGUUGAGUUGGCAAUCAUAUCAGGAACAUCAUUAACCGUUUAUCCUUUUGCUUCAUUACCAUUUGAGGUUAGCAAAAAAUGUACCAGGGUUUUAAUUAACAAAGAAAAAGUUGGUGAUAUUGGUAGCAGAAAACUGGAUGUGCUUGCUUUAAAGGAUUGCGAUUCAGUAGUUGAUGUUUUGGCACUGCUCUUGGGUUGGAAGGAUGAGUUAGACGUACUAUACGAGGCAGGAAAGAAAAAAUGUCAAGUUUCAAAAGCAAAAGCAAAAGCAAAAGCUGAUCAUGAUGAAUUGGAAACAGAUAAUGACAAGUCAAAAAGAGAACAAGACGAGGAAAAAAAGCCAGUAGAAGAUCAAGAAGAGGAAAAAAAGCCAGCAGAAGAUCAAGAAGAGAUAGUUGAUGGUAAAAAGGAACAUUUGCUGGAGCUCAUUGACAAAUUGAAAAUCUGA